AGCAGCGCUGUUUUGACGCGUGUUUUGAAUCAGACAGAAACGGUACACAAUCGAAGUGCGAAGACUGUACAGUGAAAUAUUCCCUUGUAAAAUACAAAUAAACAGCGACGAGCCUUGUCUUAGGGCGAGGAUGAGGAAGAGUGAGUUGAUUGCUGCAGAAUCGGUGGCAUGUCUGAAUAAAGCUCUCUGCCACCUGAAGGACAUCUGGGAGGAAAUCGGCAUCCCUGAGGAUCAGCGAUUAGAGAGGACAAAUGUGGUUAAGAAUCAUGUCAAAAGUCUUCUGGACAUGAUGAUUGCUGAGGAAGAGAGUCUGCGGAAACGUCUGACGACCAGUAUUGAGAAAUGUCAAAAUGAUCUGAGUAAAUUGUGUUUGGAACUACAGCUUCCCCCUUUUCAGGAGGACAGAAGUGGCACUAUGCUACAGCAGGAAAAAGACCUCCGUACACAUCUUGAAGUGAUGUUAAAGGAGAAAAAUGAGAGAAUGCAAGCACUCAAAGUCUUAACCGAGCAGGAUCAGGAUCUCUGUGACCUGCUCUGCUUCCAGCCGUUUUCUAUCUCCGCUGAUUCUGUUCCAUCCUUGGAUGAGCUGGAGCACUUCCGUCAACACAUCUCCUCUCUCACUGCUGAGAAAGAACAGAGACGUAAAGAAUUUGUCACGUUGAAGAAGCGAAUAAUACUUUGCAUGGACGAUCUGGAUCAUUUGCCUGAGACCAGUUUUGAGAAGGAUGUUGUUUGUGAAGAUGAAGACAAUUUUUGCUUGUCUAAAGAAAACCUUGAUUCACUCAAAGUCCUCCUUCACCAGUUGGAGAGCAGAAAGGCAGAGAAUGAACGUGUCUGUGGCUCUUAUCGGGAGAAGAUCCAUGAACUAUGGGAAAGGUUGCAGACUCCACAGGAAGAGCGUGAUGCAAUGUGUGAACACAUGACCCUGUCAAAGCAAAGAAAUAUGGAAGCUUUACAAGCUGAGGUUGAACGUCUUGAGGAACUGAAGCUUAAAAAUAUUCAGAAUGUUACUGAGGCUAUUCGAAAUGAGAUUGCGGUGUUCUGGGAUAAGUGCUUUUAUAGCACUGACCAACGGCAAGCUUUUGUGCCCUAUUAUGAGGAAGAUUUCAGUGAGGAACUCCUGAGUUUGCAUGAUGCUGAAAUAUUGCGGCUUAAACAGUAUUAUGAGGAUCAUAAAGAUCUUUUUGAAGGUGUUCACAAAUGGGAGGAAAGCUGGAGACUUUUCUUAGAGCUUGAAGAAAAGGCCAAAGAUCCAACCAGAUUUACCAACAGAGGAGGAAACCUGCUAAAAGAGGAGAAACAACGGGCUGAUCUGGUCAAAGGUCUCCCCAAGCUUGAGAAGAAGCUGAAGGCUGAGAUUGAACAGUGGGAACAUGAACAGAACAGAGAGUUCCUGGUGAAUGGUCAGAAGUUCAUGCAGUUUGUUACUGAUCAAUGGGAGACGUACCGGCUGGAGAAAGAGCGGGAAAAACAAGAGCGGCAACUAAAGAAGAGCAAGCAGACAGAGGAGGACAUGGUCUAUGGUACUGUGAUCCGGACACCGACUAAACGAAGAGUUCUGGGCAACACAACACCUUGUAAAGCUCGAAAGCUAAACGCUACCUCCAGUACUGGCACUUCUAACAGCACUAUCCGAUCUGUCUUUGGAGGUACUGUCUGUCAUUCUCCUAUAAAACGUCCUCCAAUUUCAGCAGGCAAGCUGGGUAAUGUGAAGACUCCAGGCCAUGGCAAUCCUCCUCAUCAAGGUUUGCUAGAACGCAAUAAGGAGAAUAUCUGUCAUCUAACUGGUGGUGUGGCUGAGAUGAUGAAGGUACCAGCUAGUCCACAGCGUAACUUCAGCAUUAACUGUGUCGCAGGCACCUAUUCAGAAUUUCAGCGAGACCUCUCCAAGUCAUCUAAAUCAAAACACGUACCUGAAAUCCUGAACUCAGCCAUCAUUCAGCUUUAACUCUACUGCAUGCAACACUUUGUGCUAUUAGGACUGGGAUCUUUAGAUGAUGGCUUAUGGGUUCUUGUUCUUUAUAGCUUUAGCUAUGCAUUUUAUAUUUAAAUGAAGGUAAUAUAGUAUUGUGAAAAGUUUUUUUGCCCCCUUCCCAUUUUUUUUUUUUUUUGCAUAUUUGUCACACUUAAAAGAUUCAGAUCAUCAAACUAAUUUUUAUAUUACACAAAGAUAAUGCAAGUACAUAAAAAAGCAGUUUUUAAAUGAUUAUUUCAUUUAUUAAGGGAAAAGAGCUGUCCAAACCUACCUAGCCCCACGUGAAAAGUUAUUUGCCCCCUCCUAUUAAAUCAUGAAAUAACUGAUUAACCACAUUAUUUUAGAAAGCUAAGUUAAAUUUCACUAGUCACUUCCAGGCCUGAUUACUUCCAGACCUGUUAAAUCAAGAAAUAAUUUAAAUAGAACCUGUCUGACAAAGGUCAGAGCCAUUAUCCCCAAAUGGAGAAAACUUGGAACCUUCCCAGGAGUGGCUGGCCUACCAAAAUUACUCCAAGAGCAUAACAACGACUCAUCAAGGAGGGCAUAAAAGAACCCAGAACAACAAGUAAAGAACUGCAGGCCUCGCUUGCCUCAAUUAAGGUCAGUGUUCAUGAUUCAACAAUGAGAAACAAUGAGAAAAUGGCAUCCAUGGGAGAAUUCAAAGGCAAAAGCCACUGCUGACCAAAAAUAAUACAAAGGCUCGUCUCACAUUUGCGAAAAAAUAUCUUGAUUAUCCCCAAGACUUUUGGGCAAAUAUUCUGUGGACUGGUGAGACAAAAAUUUAACUUUUUGGAAGGUUUGUAUCCCUCUUUAGUGCACUUGGGUUAUAAAGCAGGACAAUGAUCCCAAACACACCAGCAAGUCCCACUCUGAAUGGCUUAAGAAAAACAAAAUGAAGGUUUUGGAUUUGCCAAGUCAAAGUCUGGACUUAAAUCCGAUUAAGAUGCUGUGGCAUGACCUUAAACAGGCCUUUCAUGCUCAUUAUGUAGCUGAAUUAAAAGAAUUCUGCAAAGAAGAGAGGGACAAAGUUCUUCCGCAGCGAUGUGAGACUCAUUGCCAGUUAUCAAAAACGCCUUAUUGUAGUUGAUUACUGCAAAGGGUGGCACAACAAGUUAUGAGGUUUAGGGGUCCAUUACUUUUUUCAUGUAGGGCCAGGCAGAUGUGGACAGCAUUUUUCCCUUAAUAAAUCAAAUCAUUAUUUCAGAACUGCAUUUUGUAUUUACUCUGGUUAUCUUUGUGUAAUAUUAAAAUUUGUUUGAUGAUCUGAAUCUGUGACAUAUACACACACACACAAAAAUAAAUAAAUAAAUAAAAUGGAAGGGGGCUAAAACCUUUUUACGGGCCUGUAUAUAUUUAAAUGUCUCUUUGUGGGAUUCUACAUGUAUGUUCACUUUAACACUAAGACAAGCACUGCUUUAUAUGUACUUGUAACAAAUUAAUGUGUAUUUUAAUGUUACAACUACUCAGCUGUUCCUAACAAUUUAGGACUUAAAAUAAAGUUAAAAUACUAAAUUAAGACUUAAAAUAAACUACUUAUUUCUCAUUAUUGGCAAUAUUGUCAGAAUCACAAUCUAUUUUAAUGUUGCUUUUGUAUGUUUUGCACAAUGUAAAAAUAAACAC
Carassius auratus (goldfish) is the source of this 3595-nucleotide messenger RNA. RefSeq names its product protein regulator of cytokinesis 1-like. The transcript has 14 exons. Gene Ontology annotation, cellular component: mitotic spindle midzone; cytoplasm; spindle. Bases 131 to 1948 code for a protein of 605 amino acids. Gene Ontology annotation, molecular function: microtubule binding. Lineage: Eukaryota; Metazoa; Chordata; Actinopteri; Cypriniformes; Cyprinidae. Gene Ontology annotation, biological process: mitotic spindle midzone assembly; microtubule cytoskeleton organization. The record is from RefSeq and is a predicted model, not a curated record.